AUGGCAGUUAAUCCUUUCGCAAGGAAGUACAGAAAUAUCGGACAAAUCAUUCAAGAACAACGAGCCCUUGCACUGGCAAAUAACCAACCAAUUUUACCAAUAAGAAUGAUCAUAGCACGUCGUGCACUGCAAGAUCGACGUUAUGACGAGCCAAUAGUUUCCGAAAUAGCAGCUGUCUACGUUGGAGAUGGAGGAGCCCCUCCAAAUCCAGCAGAGAGAGACAUUGAAACCUACCCAAACAACCAGCAAAACACAGUCAAAAUAAAGGCAACAUCUCCAGCAGCAGAUCCAAUGACUUACCCUCUUCUAUUCUUCAACGGUGAGCCAGGCUGGCACACCCAACUUCCACGCAACCCUCCCCCUGGCGAACAAAGGCGCCAAGGGGCAAGGGCUGCCAAUCCAAGACAGCGGCUAUCAUUAAAUGAAUUUUAUGCUUUCAGGCUCGCAGUUCGUGAUCCAUUCUCCACCAUUCACCGUUCAAAGCUGCUGUUUCAACAAUAUCUGGUCGACGCAUUCACCAAAAUCGAGGGCAAUGAGUUAGAAUUCAUAAGAAGAAACCAGGCUCAACUGAGAGUUGAUUCAUACCAAGGUCUUAUGGACCACAUUCACGCACGCGGAGAACAAGAGCAUGCAAAUGUAGGCCGCAUUGUGAUUCUACCCUCCACAUUUCAAGGAAGUGAAAGAAACAUGAACCAGAACUACCACGAUGCCAUGACUAUUGUCAGAAAGUAUGGUAAACCAGACAUCUUCCUUACAAUGACAGCAAAGCCAAGGUGGCCAGAAGUUAUUCAGAACCUCCUCCCACACCAACAGCCCAGUGACCAACCAGGCAUUAUAAUUCAUGUCUUCCACUUAAAACUACAGGAGCUUCUGCGUGAUAUCCUAGAGAGAAAUCUCCUAGGCCAUGUGAAAGCAUAUGUUUACACAAUUGAAUUUCAAAAACGCGGUUUACCCCAUACUCAUAUGAUCAUCUUUCUUUCAGAAGCUGACAAACCAUGGGAUGCACAAGAUGUUGACAGAUUUGUCUCAGCUGAAAUCCCUGAUCCUCGUACCAACAAAGACCUACAUAACAUGGUCAAGAAACACAUGAUACACGGCCCAUGUGGUGAUCUUGAUCCACACUGCCCCUGCAUGGCAGAUCGAAAAUGCAGCAAAAACUUUCCAAAACCAUUAAAGCAACACACUGACUUCAACGUUGACGGUUAUCCACAAUACAAACGCCGUGGUCAACACCCAGCUCAGCUUCGUCACAACCUGGUUAAUGACUCCUGGGUUGUCCCCUACAACCCUCAUCUGCUCAUGAAAUUCAACUGCCACAUGAAUGUGGAAGUAUGCACAAGUGUCAAAAGCGUAAAAUACAUUUUUAAAUACAUCCACAAAGGAAGCGACUGUGCACACGUUGAGAUCAGAGAGAACACCAUCAAUCAUGAUGAAAUCCUUCAAUAUCUCAACGCACGAUACAUUGGACCACACCAUGCAGUGUUCAGAAUACUACAGUACAAGUUCCACGACGAGAGUCACACAGUGUUACGACUAUAG
Molecule: messenger RNA, 1539 nt
Organism: Rhopilema esculentum
Lineage: Eukaryota; Metazoa; Cnidaria; Scyphozoa; Rhizostomeae; Rhizostomatidae
Source: RefSeq, a predicted model, not a curated record